Molecule: messenger RNA, 2741 nt
Organism: Paramormyrops kingsleyae
Lineage: Eukaryota; Metazoa; Chordata; Actinopteri; Osteoglossiformes; Mormyridae
Product: adenosine deaminase 2-A-like
Biological process (GO): inosine biosynthetic process; adenosine catabolic process
Molecular function (GO): adenosine deaminase activity
Source: RefSeq, a predicted model, not a curated record
GUUUAUGACUCCCUGUUAGCGACACGUACUGGCUUGAAUGCGGCUGGCCGUGACGCAGCUCCUUCUCGGAAGUAGGGGACAAACGUACGGUCUGUCUCCGGACCUGCAGCGCCUUUUCCCGUACGGCGGCUCGGCAAAGCGCACAGACAGCAAGCAGACAACGGAGCUUUUCACACUGUGCCAUUCAUCAUUAGGCACCAUGCCAGUAUCACCAUUGCCAGGGUCCUUGCUGAUAGCUCUUUUACCAGUGCUGCUGUUGUGCUGGGCUGAUCUGUGUCAUGGGAUUCCUGACCGCCAUAAGAGGGACAUCCUAAAGCAGCAGGAGGCCUCCAGGCAGAUAGGGGGCAGAGUGCUGCUGACGGAGAAGGAGAGGCAACUCAACACUCAGCUUCAAAAACUGAAAGAGCAGGAAAUGGCCGGGCCGCAGUUCCCUCCUGCUAUGCACUUCUUCAAAGCGCGGCCACUGAUACAGCGCAGUCCGGUUUUCAACCUGCUGAGAAAGAUGCCCAAAGGAGCGGCACUGCACAUUCAUGACUUCUCCCUGGUUGACGUGGAAUGGCUGGUGAAGAAUGUCACCUACAGGCCGCACUGCUACAUCUGCAUCACCGAGGACGACUCUGUACGCUUCCGCUUCUCCGGCCAGCUGCCCCCGCCCCGCCCUCAGUGCUCCCCCUGGGUGCUGCUGGAGACUCUGAGAAAGCAGCUAGGAAACACCACCGACCUUGACAGCAGUUUGAUAAGGAACCUCACCCUGGUGACUGCAGACCCCGAUUCUGCGUACCCCAGCCAGGAUGCGGUGUGGAAGAAGUUUGAGCAGGUCUUCAUGGUGGCCAUGGGCCUCGUAACUCAUGCCCCUGUGUUCAAGGAUUAUUUCUAUCAGGGCCUGCAGAUGCUUUACAAGGACAACAUCAUGUACCUCGAGCUGAGAGCUCUGCUGCCUGAAAUCUAUGAGCUCGAUGGCAGCACACGUGACCGAGCCUGGUGUCUCCAGGCCUAUCAGGACGUGGUCAAACAGUUUGUGUCUCAGCAUCCAGACUUCCUGGGCGCUCGCAUCAUCUUCACCGUUCACAGGGGUGUAAACCUCACUACGCUCAAAGAUGCUGUGCAGGAGGCCAUGUACCUCCUGAAGGUCUUUCCAGACACCAUGGCAGGAUUCGACUUGGUGGGCCGUGAGGACAGCGGCAGGCCCCUGUGGUACUUCAGGGAGGCCCUGUCUCUGCCAGCAGACCUCGGAGUCACCCUGCCCUACUACUUCCACGCAGGAGAGACCAACCAGGAGGGCACAGAGGUGGACGGGAAUGUGCUCGACGCCCUGCUGUUUAACACCUCUCGCAUUGGCCACGGCUUUGCUAUGGCUCACCACCCAUUGGCCAAGGAGCUCUCCAGGAAGAUGGGGGUGGCUGUGGAGGUGUGUCCCAUUUCCAACCAGGUCCUGAAGCUGGUCUCAGAUCUGCGGAACCACCCUGCCAGCACGCUGAUGUCUGAGGGACAUCCUCUGGUGAUCAGCUCUGACGACCCGGCCCUCUUCGGGGCGGCUGGGCUCUCAUACGAUUUUUACGAGGCUUUCAUGGGCAUCGGCGGGAUGAGCUCCCACCUGGGCACCCUCAAAGACCUGGCCUACAAUUCCCUCUGGUACAGCUCCCUGUCUCCUCAGCUGAAGGAGAAAGCGCUGAAGAUAUGGAGUACAAAGUGGGAUGAGUUCAUCUCCCAGAAUUCCAAGUAGGGCAGGAUCACUCCAGCUCAUAGUUGCUAUGCCUGGAAACGGUAUGGAUCUCUGUUACUCCAUAAUGGCUCAUAGAACUCCAUAGUUACACCACAAACAGUGAUAGUUAAUGGUGAAUCUGUCUCUCAAAGACAGGGAUCCAUGUCAGACACAGUUGUGUCAUAAGAAUAGAUUCUAUCAAUUGAUCUUCUAACCACUUAUCCUGGACAGAGUCUUGAGGGACCCUUAGUCUGUCUCAGGCAGCACAGGGUGCAAGACUGGGCUGCAACCAGUGGGGUGGCUUAGAGAUGUCAGUUAGCCAGAUGGCAUGUCUUCGUACUGCGGGAGAAAACUGGGACACCCAGGGGAUCAUGGGGAGAAGGUGCAAGCCCUACACGCACAGAGCAGAAAUGGGAUUUGACCCCCUACCCUGCAGGUGUGAAGAAACAGCGAAAUCCAGCCAGAUACCUGGGACUAGAUUUUACUUUUUCGACAUGUUCUACAUUUCAAUGUUUGGUGAAGGAAACACACAAUGUCCACAAACGCAGCACAGCAUUUUUGGUAGAAUUUUUUAAUGAUGAAAAGUUGAGGUACAGAUUUAAGUGGUUAUCAUGGAUUUAUGAUUUUGGUGCAUCAAUUGUAUUCGAGUCACAGUGUUUUUGAUACUUUCUGAAUUUGUUUGACCCACUGAAGUCUGGUAAAUGAGCACUUUUCUGAAAUGAAAUGUGAUAGUGUGUGUUCACUGUGCUGAUUCCACAAAGUUCUUAAUUUCUCAAUAUCCAAUAGGCAGCCAAUGUGUCCAAUUAAACUGCCAUUGUGAUCUCAUAGAAAAACAGUGUCCUUUUCUACGUUGAAUUAUGGAUAUUAACUAUAACUUCAAAAGUUACAUAUUAGCCGUUGUCUGGGUGUGUGUAGUUAAGUGUUUUUAACAUUAGUUUGUAUACUUUGGAUGAAAAGUGAUUCAUCAUGAUUAGUAUGCAUUGCUGGUUGUGUAUAAUAAUGACAUCAGAAAUUAAAUUCAUGUGACUUUAAACUUGUA